Gastrolobium bilobum is the source of this 1114-nucleotide messenger RNA. RefSeq lists its product as uncharacterized. Lineage: Eukaryota; Viridiplantae; Streptophyta; Magnoliopsida; Fabales; Fabaceae. The coding region runs from base 61 to 798 and encodes 245 amino acids. The record is from RefSeq and is a predicted model, not a curated record. The transcript has a single exon.
UCUCAUAUCUUUGUAGGAUCCAAAUUUCAAUCCAAGCCAUUCAUUUGUAACACAGUAAUAAUGGAUGCAGAACAUGUUCUGGAAUUGCUAGAUUCUUUCUGGUUUGAGACUACAAUUCUCACCAACAAAACCCCUUCAAAGUUUCAUCAUCCAACAACAUUGGAUACAAUCUCUCAGACCAAGAUUGAAGAAGUGCUUCCACUAGACACAAAGAAACUAGUACUUCCAAACCUUGAAGUAAGGUCCUAUAGUGACCAAAACUUGGGUUCCACAGCAUGUGUUUUCUGUGAUUCUCCAUCACCAGAUUCUGUCCUCAGCUCACCAAAGCUUAGGACAAUCCCUUCUGAGAGGGAAGUCAGAGAAUUCUCAGUGGGAAAUAGUGAAAACAUUAAGAACAAAGAAAGCUAUAGACAUGGAAGAAGAAGAAGAAGAAGACUCAGGAAAGGCAACACCAGCAGAAGCUUAACAGAGCUUGAGUUUAAGGAGCUUAAAGGGUUUAUGGAUUUGGGUUUUGUGUUUUCUGAGGAAGACAAGGAUUCAAGAUUGGUUUCUUUGAUACCUGGGUUGCAGAGGCUGGGAAUAGAAGGUGAAGUGAAGGGUGAUGAAGAGGAACAACGGAAGAUUGAUGAAACUGUGAUUUCAAAUAAGCCUUAUUUAUCUGAGGCUUGGGAUGUUUUAGACCAAAGUGAGAUAAGAAAUCCAUUACUGAAUUGGAGGAUUCCAGCUAGGGGUGAUGAGAUUGACAUGAAACACAAUCUUAGGUUCUGGGCCCACACAGUUGCAUCCAUCGUAAGAUAACAAUGAGCAAAAAUGUCUUGUCUUUUUGGUGAAUGUUCUAAGUGCGAACUUGUUUCAUGUCUUCAGCAAAUCAGUAAUUGUAGAUAUUAUAUUAGAUUGUAGCUAUAUUAAUAAAUGUACAUAUUUUCCCAGUUUUACUUGUAUCCAAUAUUAUUUUUAUUUUUUUAGUUCUUUUUCUCUAUAUCUCUUUUUCCAAUAAAGGGCGAACCUCAAGCAGUGUUAUGUUCUUUGUGAUUGAAAGAUACAUGUUGGAAUUCAGGAAGCAGUCUUUUUACAAGUAUACGAGGGAAAGACUGUGUAUCAAGAUUGUCCUCAU